GCGGGAGAGAGGCGGGGAGGAGAAAACCCACAACAAAACUUGCGUCGCGGAGCUCACGGCUCGACUUGAAUGGAAGGAGCCCGCGCCCGCGGAGCGCAGCGGAGACUCGGGACAGCGCGGACGGCCGGCGGGGCGCGGCGCGGCGCAGGGGCGCAGCAGGUACCAUGGCCCGGAGCAGGGUACUGCUGCUCAUCUUGUUGCUGCCACCGCAGCUGCGGCUGGGACUGGUGGGCACAGCGAGGUCUCCGGGGUUUGGCCGAAGUGGCACCCACAGCCUGAGCCCUGCCGAGAAUGAAUUUGUGGAGGAGGGGCCGGUGUUGGUGCUGAGACCCGAGGAGCCAGGGCCUGGCCCCGUCACCAUCAACUGCCCCCGAGACUGUGCCUGCUCCCAGGAGGGCGUUGUGGACUGCGGUGGCAUUGACCUGCGCGAGUUCCCGGGGGACCUGCCUGAGCACACCAACCACCUGUCCCUGCAGAACAACCAGCUGGAGAAGAUCUACCCCGGGGAGCUCUCCAGGUUGCAUCGGCUGGAAACUCUGAACCUCCAGAACAAUCGCCUGACUUCCCGAGGGCUCCCGGAGGAGGCUUUUGAACAUCUGACCAACCUCAAUUACCUGUACUUGGCCAAUAACAAGCUGACCUUGGCACCCCGGUUCCUGCCAAAUACCCUGAUCAGUGUGGACUUCGCUGCCAACUAUCUCACCAAGAUCUACGGGCUCACUUUCGGCCAGAAGCCAAACCUGAGGUCCGUGUACCUGCACAACAACAAGCUGGCGGAUGCCGGGCUGCCGGACAACAUGUUCAACGGCUCUAGCAACGUCGAGAUCCUCAUUCUGUCCAGCAACUUCCUGCGCCAUGUGCCCAAGCACCUGCCGCCUGCCCUCUAUAAGCUGCAUCUCAAGAACAACAAGCUGGAGAAGAUCCCACCAGGUGCCUUCAGUGAGCUGAGCAACCUGCGUGAGCUGUACCUGCAGAACAACUACCUGACUGACGAGGGCUUGGACAACGAAACCUUCUGGAAGCUCUCCAGCCUGGAGUACCUCGAUCUGUCCAGCAACAACCUGUCGCGGGUCCCCGCGGGGCUGCCGCGCAGCCUGGUGCUGCUGCACCUGGAGAAGAACGCCAUCCGGAGCGUGGACGCAGACGUGCUGACGCCCAUCCGCAGCCUCGAGUACCUGCUGCUGCACAGCAACCAGCUGCACGCGCGCGGCAUCCACCCUCGGGCCUUCCAGGGCCUUAAGCGGCUGCACACGGUACACCUGUACAACAACGCGCUGGAGCGCGUGCCCAGCGGCCUGCCCCGCCGCGUGCGCACGCUCAUGAUCCUGCACAACCAGAUCACCGGCAUCGGCCGCGACGACUUCGCCACCACCUACUUCCUGGAGGAGCUCAACCUCAGCUACAACCGCAUCACCAGCCCGCAGGUGCACCGCGAUGCCUUCCGCAAGCUGCGCCUGCUGCGCUCGCUGGACCUGUCCGGUAACCGGCUGCACACCUUGCCACCCGGGCUGCCGCGCAACGUGCAUGUGCUGAAGGUCAAGCGCAACGAGCUGGCCGCCCUGGCACGCGGGGCGCUGGCCGGCAUGGCCCAGCUGCGUGAGCUCUACCUCACCGGCAACCGGCUGCGCAGCCGGGCCCUGGGCCCCCGGGCCUGGGCGGACCUGGCCCAUCUGCAGCUGCUGGACAUUGCUGGGAAUCAACUCACAGAGAUCCCCGAGGGGCUCCCCGAGUCCCUCGAGUACCUGUACCUGCAGAACAACAAGAUUAGCACCGUGCCCGCCAAUGCCUUCGACUCCACACCCAACCUCAAAGGGAUCUUUCUCAGGUUUAACAAGCUGGCUGUGGGCUCCGUGGUGGAAAGUGCCUUCCGGAGGCUGAAGCACCUGCAGGUCUUGGACAUAGAAGGCAACUUUGAGUUUGCUGACGUUUCCAAGGACCGGGGCCAGUUGGAAGAGGAAGAAGAUGAGGAAGACGAGGAGGACGAGGAUGAAGAGGAUGAGGAGAGGCGAUAGUGACAGGGUGAACCGGAUGUGACAUAGGAACCCCGGCAUGUCACGGGACCAGUGGGGCUCUGCCGUCAAACCCCAUUUCCCAGCCUCGCUCACCAAAGGGUGGCCCAGGAGAUGAAGUGGGAGUCAUUGGGUGGUGCUUUCAGAAAACUCUUGAAAAGGUGCCCACUCAGCCAGGACCCUUUGGUCCUUUCCUCCAACUGUCUUCCUUCUGCCUGGAACAUGGAUGUAAUAGCUAGAGCUUCAGCAGCCUUCUUGGACCAUGAGAUAACUGAUGACAAAAGCCAAGUGGUAAACAUGGUGGGGGGAGCAUGGGAUCCUGCUGCCCACAAGCUGCCCACCGCUGGACUGCUGAUUUGGGAGAAAAUGAGCCUUUACCGCAGUUCAGCCUCUGCUGCUCUGGGUUUCUCUAAUUACCCUCCAACGGCAACUCCUAACUAAUACACGUGCUCAUACUCAUAAUCGAUGAACUCAUCCUGCAAACUUUAAUGAAGAAUUACACUUUUGAUUAUUAAAUCGAUGAACUCAUCCUGCAAACUUUAAUGAAGAAUUACACUUUUGAUUAUUAAACAGGAAAAUGUACAUUUUCUUUUGACUUUGAAUGCCCAUGGAAAGACUUUCCAGGCUCCCGGUGGCAUAAAUGCACAUGGAAUGUGCUUGAGAGACAUUAAUAGCCAUGUACAUCAAGUACAGGCACCCUCCGGCCUGGGCCUUCCCACAUGCGCUUGGGGCAGGGCCACAGCCUGCCACCUCCUCUUUUUACCUAUUCUAUGUCCCAAGACUGUGACAUUCCAAAUUUGCCCUUAAUCCCAUGUCCUCAACCUCCCAGGUGGGGGUUGUUCCUUCCCAAGCACGGCUCCUGAGAGCUGCAUCCAAUCCCUGAGAGGGUGACUGGGAGCUAUAAAUAGAGCCAAGUCAUUACUUCAUCUCUCUGGUGUUUUAAUAAGAUUGGAAAAAAAAAAGAAGGGGCCCAGCUCUGAUUAGCAUCCACUUGUUUGGGUGGUUUUCUGUGAGGCUGAACUCUGAGCAGACGUCGGUUUUCUGGAGCCUUGGGAAAUGAAUUCAUGUCUCUGUGAGUUGUCCAGGGAAAUGGCCUGUUGUGUUCCUCUGGAAUCAUCUUUGAGAGAUGGCUAUCUUCCCGGCCCUGAGGUGUGCCGCCGGCCUUAUUCCUGUGCUCUCUUGUCCCCUACGUCUUUGUGACUUUUCCUGUGUCACACCUGCCCACACUUCCCAGUUCCCUGCCUGGCUGUCCCUGUUCUCAGAUAUCAAUGCUCGCUGGCCACCUGCUCUGGGCCAGCGAGGGUGAGGGGGCCCCCUCCGUCCUGGUGUUCUCAUUUUCUGCACAGCCUCUCAGAAUGUCAGAGCAUCUAAGAAGAAUCUCUGAGAGUGUCCAGUGCAUUCUUCUUCUCUGUCUGUCCUAAUAGGACAGCCUGGUGCAGGACUUGCCUUUGCCCCUCUCAGCACAAUGUCUUCACCCAGAGCAGGUGCCUUAUAAAGGGGGGGUGAAUGGAGUGGAAGUGACUGCACCCCAAACAGGGCAUCCCCCUGCCUCCAGUCACAUCUUGACCACUCUGCCCUGCUCUAGUCCGUCCUUCCCAAACUCACCAGCUUCCUGUUUCUAAAGCAUAACAGCCAACCUUUCAGCCUGGCUUCAAGGUCUUCAAGGUUGGAUUCUGUACUGUCCUCCCAACCUCAUCUCCCAGAACCCACCUCCAGGAGCUUCUGCUCAAGUCCUGCAGCUUCCUCACUGGUGUGUAGGCCUUUGUGCUUCAGAACCACAGAGCUAGAAGGGAUCUUGAAAACUGCUGGGGAAACUGAGUCCUGGAAGGGCCACACUGUGUCUUAUUGACAGAGUUGUGACAAGACCUCCCAUCCCCAAGGUAAUGGUUCCCUGUCCCCGGAAGCAUAUGACCGCUCUCUGCUGCCCCACUCUCUGACUAAGAAACAGUGACCGUGAUGUCAAACCACUCAGCUUUGCAAAACAACUUGCCUUGGGGUUGAGAGCAACUGGGGAAAAGCCUCAAACCAGAAGGAUCAAUUUUCACCACGUGAAAAGCAACCAAGAGCAGGAGCCACUCCUGGAACAUUUGACUCUGACACGUGUGUCUGAUCCAGAGCCCUCAGCCCCUCAGCAGGGGAGGCCCUGGUGGGGAGGGCAGGGACUCCCGAGCACCAGCUCCUUCCACCACGAGGAAAGGCUGUUUCAAAUCAUAGAAUCCAAGAAAGGAUGAAUCAUAGCCACCAAAUCUUAGAAAUAAUGGAUCUUAGAAAUGAAGCUUCUCGAAAUUAUUCUUCCCUUGGCCUCUAGGAUAUCUGCUCUCCUGGUUCCCCUCCUGGCCCUCUGCUUGCUCCUGCUCUGUCAGCUCUACGCAAACCUCUAAUGUGGUGGGGGCCAAGGCUUAGCCCGGGCCUCGGGGCCACAUGCGUGGCACCUUCUCCCUGUGCCAGUGAGUCUCCUCUCCUGGCUCAGACCCCAACCCCGUCAGUGACCCUGUAUCCCGUGUCUGCCUUCAGCAAACACUGAGCCCCUCCUCAGAGCUGUUCUCGGCUCCAGGGUGCAGCAGGGAACGGAUUUGUAACAAUCUAGCCCUCGUGGAACAUCUUAUGCCCUGAUAGAGUCACAAGAAGAAACAAACACACGGGAUGUCAGGUAGUAAUAAAGUCUAUGAGGCGAGAGUGUGACCGAGGUUAGGAGGGGACACGGAGCAGAGGUGGAGUGAGGGGAGGAGCCAUUAACCCCUACAGGAAGGUCCAGCCAGGCAGAGGCUGCGAUGAGGACAAGGCACCAGGACGGGAUCUCACAGAUAUUUGGGGACUGGCAGGAGGCCCACAGGGCUGGAGGGAGGGGAGGGAGAGUUGGAGCAGAGCUCACGGGCCGUGGGUAUGUGGUGGCGCAUCAAGCAGGAAGGGCCUAUAGGCCAGAGGGAACAUUGCGGAGUGUGUUGACAUGUGCUGAGUCAUGAGCAGGAUCCCUCUGGCUGCUGCGCUGAGACCAGACUGGAGGGAAGCAGAGAGAAAGCAGGGUGACCCGGUUGGACCCUCUAGUGAGAUGUGAUAGAGGUCUGGGAGAUGUGAGAGUGGCACAGGAGGACAGAAGGGACAAGGGAUGUUAUUUUGAAGGUAGAGCUGACAGAAUUUGCCAACAAAGUGGAUGCAGGAUAUGAGAGAUGGCGGCCCAAGAUGGGCAGCCUGCCACCCUCCGUCUCCAGCUCAGACUCUCCCGAAGACUCAGAUCCACCAGCCAACCACCAGUGGACACCUUCCCCAGGAGGUCCACACCUGCUCUAGCAUUGUCCUGCGACUCGGUGACCACACAGCUGGGUGUUCAGGCCAUUGGGAUCAGCACCGCCCCCUCCUCCAUGCCCUCCUCCUUUCUGCCCUGCGCGGCUCCUGCUGGUUUUACCUUCCGAGCAGCCUUCAGUCUGCCCUCUCCCUGUGCCCAGGGCCACCACCGUGUCCCUCUCCCUGCCUGUCCUCCCCUUCUCCCCUCACCCCCCAUUCACCCCCACUGCAGCAGAGCGAGCCUUUUGAAUGGGAUCAAGCCGCUUCUGUGUUUUAAGCCCAUUUCCGGCGGCCUUUAGGAUAAAACACAGCUUUCAGCCUGGGUUACAUUGUCCUUCAUGAUAGGACCCCUUUGCUUCUCCAGCAGUGACUGUCCCCACCCCAACCCCACCUCCCCCCGUGCCCCAGUCACGCUGAGCAGGUGAGGACAUCUCCCCACACUUUCCCUCUCAGCUCAGGACCUUUGCACACCUUUGCCUUCACGAAGAAUGGGCUCCUGGCUCCCUGGUCCUGCCACUCAUCCCUCCCUUUGCCUCCCUUGAACCUGCUCUUCGCUCUCACCUACAGCCCCUGCCUCCCUCAUCGUGACUCCCGCCCCCAUGCUGUUGCUGUCUGUUCGUGAACCUUUCUCUCCUCUGGAACUAGGGCCAGGCUUGAGUGCCUGGCACAGGGCGGGCAUUGGCAGGGGUGAAUGAGUGAUGGAGAGGAGGUGCAUGGCCUGCAUGGAGUCUUGGGUAAAGGGGUUUGGACUUGGAUGUAUCGCUGGGUCUACAGCUCUUUCUGGGAGGAGGGCUCAGGUCCCUGACACACAUGGUUAGCAGUGUCCACGUGGCUCAGGCAGGGGCACCACCGGGCAAAAAUCCUGGCUCCGUGACCUGCCCACGGGACGACCCUGGAAAAGUCACUUCAUCUCUUUGAGCCUCACUCCCUUGUCUGCAAGAAGAGGACCAAGAAGGAACAGGUGGUGAGGGGAGUGACUGCUGGCCUUCCUCAGUAGAGGCUGGGUGCACACAAGCAAGCUCAGUCAGCAAACAGCCACUGAUAACCUCCCUGGUGCCCGGCUGCGUGCUGGGCCGUGGCUCCCAUACCCCCGUCCUGCCCUCAAGGUGCUCCCAGUCUGACGGACGCACACAGUGCAGUGUGAACCCAGCGGGCUGCACAGGGGCUGAGCUGUUUGUGUGGCUUCUGUGGCCACACGAAAUCAAGAGCAGACCCUGGGCACUCCCUCCCCGUGCCCUAUGCAGCCUCUGGCAGACAUGGGGGGCCAGGCCUGUGGAGCCAGUGGCCCCAGCCCAGGUAUGGCGUUCCCAAGCAGGGGGUCAGGGUGAGAGUUACCGGAUGAGGUCCAGCAGGGCAUCGGCAGAGCUCAUAAUGGCCUUCCUGCUCUGCUCUGUCGUCUCCUUCUGGGCCACCCCGCCUGGGUGAAUGAUGGAGACCAUGAUGAUGCCCACGAUGACUGCCAUGAAGGUGGUCCACAGGUAGUACGCCACGGUGAGGAUGCCCAGGCGGCUGGAGGUCUUGGCAUCCAGGGAAGCGAGGCCGGACAUCAAGCUGGGAGAGCGAUGUGGGUCAGGGUCUGGGGGUGGGGGGCCACUCAGGCGGACCCACUCACACCCCUCCUGGCUGUGCCCAGCACCCUCACAGAGCUGGAGGGACCGUGCAGGCAUGUGCCCCCCCCCCCUCCCCCAGCAAUCCAGUCCUGUGGUCCCUCUAGCCUGGUUUCUUGCUCUGUUCUCUGGUCCACGCCUGUGGGCAGCCGCCACACCCUUGCACGCCUCCAGGCCCUUGCCAGUGCUGUUUCCUUUGUCUGGUGUCAUUACCAGGUUCCUCCACUCGGCCAAAGUGCUACUCACUAGGUAAGACCAAGCUCAAUGUCACCACUCUGGUGACAUCUUGGACUACCUGCCUCUCCCCAGGGACAGUCCUUGGCCUCUGUCAUGACCCUGGCUAUCCCUGUCUGUCUCUUUCAUCAGACUGAGGACCUGAGAGGAGAGGGGCAGGUGUGACUUCUCUGUGGGUCCCCAGUGCAUGUGGAGUGUGAGCUCUCAGGGCUGCUAUCAGGCAGGGGGUUGCUGCAGGCUUGCUGAAUGAACUAAUGAUGGGAGUGAGUUAGAGCCUAGGCUGGGUCCUAGUCCUGGCUCUGCCCACUGCUUGUGGGACAUCUUUGGGCCUCAGGAUCCCAUCUCUGAAAUGGGGCCGUGGUUUCUUGGAGAGGUGCCACCCUAUGGCCAUCUUAGGUUACCACCUGAGCCCAGAUUCCCCUUCGUCAUCGUCUUGGGAGGUUGUGUUGAGGGGGCUUGUGGGUCUCUCUCCCCGUGGCUCCUGACCCUGCCUUGCCCUGGGCUCUGGGCCUACCUGUGCAGGUCAGCUCAGAGUUACUCUUCUCUUGGCUGUUGGUGGGGUGGGGUUGAGAGAUUAGUUAAGGAGAUGCUUGUGCUUUGCUUUGCUGCCAAAAGGAUUUUUCCCCAAAGUCCUUUCAUUCUUUCAGAUAAAGGAAGUAUUUGUCUGGUGUUGAUCAUGUAAACAAGAGUGGAUAAUCCUUCCCCAUCCUGCUCCUCUUAUCAUUAGGCUACACUCAAGCGGCACCCAGCAUCAAGCUGAGCACUUGUAAGCUUCUCCCCACUUCAGGCUGUAGCUGCUGCAUGAGUGCCCUGCGCUUCCUUGCUCUGUUAAGACACAGUUGAAGGGUCCCCUCCUCCAGGAAGCCUUCCCUGACCACUGGCUGGGGCAAAGGCUCCUUCUCUGGGCUUCCACAGGCCCUGUGCUGUCCUUUGCCCCAGCCCCCACCUCACUGAGUUGCUGACUGUUUACUGGAAGUUCCUCCGGGACUGGGCCGGGGUCUGGGUCUGUUCAGUGAUGGGUCCACAGAGUCAGGCACGCGACCCAGCUGAGUGUAGCUUGGUAGCACCUUGCUGAAUGAAGGAAUGAAUGAAUGAAUAUUUACAAUCUCUGUUCAUCCCUUGUCUGCCAGUAUGCCAUAUGUUAGUGAUGGGCUUACGGUGGGUCUCAGACAUAAAUCCUGAAGGGCUCAUAAUGGGAUUGUGCAGGCAAGGGAAAUGGGGGGCUGCCCUGCAAUUAUUAUGCACCAGAGAGAUUAUCCCCAGCCUGGGGCCAGCACAUCAGCCGAGGGCCAAACAGCCUGCUGACCGCAACAGAAUUCCCUACAGCGAAGUCCAACUGCUUCAGCUCACAGGGAAGCAGGGGCCCUGAGAGGACGACCUGCCUGAGGUCACAUGGAACACUAGCAGCAGCUGGACCAGAACGCAGGCCCCAACUCCAGGCCUGUCCUCUUCCCUUCAUGUAUUUAUUCAAACCUUUAGUGCAUGCCCACUCCGUGCCAUGCCCUGUGUCCACAGAAAGAAAUCAGAAUCUCUCCCCAGCCUCAAGCUGCUUCUGGUGUGGCAGGAGGGCAGGAAGGAGACAGAGUGAGACACUCCAGGACAAGUGGACUCAAGGAACCAGGAGCCAGGGUGGCUGCAUUAGUCUCAUAGGCAAGAGGACAAGGAGGUGCUCUCUUUACUCAGAGGAGGGAGGGGUCACUUCUAGCUAGGAGAGUCAGGAAGGGCUUCCUGGAGGAGGGGGCAUAUGAGUGGUUCUUGGGAGGAUGAGGAGGUUUUGGAGAUGGAGCAGAUAUCCCAGGCAAUGAGGCAGCAGUAGCCAACAGGGAGGCUGGCAAGUGUGGGCACAGUGUGGUCAGAGCUUAGGUCAAAUUUGAGGAACGGUGAUAUGGGGGACAGACAGACUGUGCUCAGGAGUGGGGGUGGCCUUGAGUGCCAGGCCAAGGGGGACAGAGGGAAAAGUGGGGUCCAGUACAAUUCAUCCCACAGAAUUGGCUGGCUGUCUGAAAAGGGAGAACUUGUCAGAUUUGAGAACAUCUAAGUGAAGUGUACUGGGAGGGACCCUAAAGUGGUAUUUGUGAGAGCAAACAUCUAGGACGGACCUAAGAAUGUCAAUGCAGAAUUAGACCGGGACUCAGGCCCCUAGUUCGUCAAUGCAGAAUGAGAUUAAAAAUUACAGCAUACCCACACAGUGGCGUUCUGAGCAACCAUUAGAAGCAAUGGUGUCAUUGGAAAGAUGUUCCUAUUGAAGGUUAGGUGGAGAAAGCAAGGUCUGAGCUAGUCCGUAGCUCUGCAGGGAGCCCUAGAGCCUCCUGUGACAGAGACCCUUCUCCAGGUUUGCAGUCCAGAUGCACCUGCGCAGACAUGCUUGAGGGAUUGUGCUUGAGAAGCGUGUCCGUAACACAUUGCAGAAAGGGACAAAGGGCCCCUCCGAAGGCCACCCGAAGAAGAAGAGGUCUAACACAGAGGUGGUUCCCACUCAGGGACUGACCAGGAUGUGGGAAGGGAGGGAGAGUAGGUUCUAGAUACAGCAAGAGAGGCCCUGGACUCAGGGGCUCUGGAAAGGAGAGGGCUGAUGGAAAACAUGGAAAGAAUUCCAUCACCUGGGCUCCAAGCAGUUCCCCUGUGGAGCCCCCAAAAUGGGAAGGGUUUUCCUACUGGCUGGAGAGGGAAGUGAGUAGCGAAGGCGGGAGCUCGCGGGGAGGGAGCCGCUGGCAACGGCUGAUGACGGAGCAGCCAGGUUGGUGACCGCGGGCGUUGGUGGAGGCCAAGAAGACUGGGAGCUCAGUACGAGGAAAGCCUGGGCCCCACGUGCGCAGGGGCCACUCCAGGGACUCAGGGUAACAAGAAAGCAAGUUCAAGGUCCCGCCUUUGACAAGUGGGGGCUCCUCGAGGUCCCACACUUUUGGGCCAAGCUGUUAAAGUGACCUUUCUGAGAACCUGUAAGCUGGGGUAGGGUUGCUUGCAGGGACUCACGUGGAUAUGCACAGAAAAAAACACUAGCAAGAGAGAGUUUACAGUAGCUAUCUUUGGGUGGUGGGAUUAUGGGUGAUUUUCGUUCUGUUGUACUGUUUAUCCACGUUCUCUGUUAUUUCUAGAAUGAGCAUGUCUUGCUCGUGUGAUGGAAAACACAAUCCCUUGAGUACCUGGCAGCCACAGAAACCAUAAUCUGGACCUUAAAUGUCCCCAAACACCUGAACAUCCACCUCAUUUGAUUCUUAAAAAACAUUCUAAGUCGGCACUGCCCUACGGAAUUACAAGCUAGGCCACAAAUGUAAAAUUUUAAAUUUCCUAGUGGUCCCAUUGUAAAAAGUGAAAAAAAUAAGUGAAAUUCAUUUUUUUGUGAAAUUCAUUUUAAUACUUUAACCCAGUCUAUCCAAAAUAUUAUCAUUUCAAAACAUAAUCAAUAUAAAAAUGUUUAUACUGCUUCUGGUGUUAAAUUUUUAAUUUAAAAUAAUUUCUUAAAAAAGUUAAGUUCCUCAGCUGCAGUAGCCACAUUUUGAGGGUUCAGUAACCCACUUAUGACUAGUGGCUGCCUUAUUGGACUAUGCAGCUGAAGUUACAGAGAAGGAAAAUCGAUCUCAGGGAGGGGGAAAUAAUUGGCCAAGCCACCCAGCUGGGAAGCUGUGGAGUCAAGACUGGAACAGGGGUUUCUGAUUCAGAACCCUGUGGGGCUUCCCCUGAUCCCAGUGCCUCUCCACGAUAGGGAGCUGCUUUAACUCCUGUGGAAAAAAAGUGUCUUCUAGUUUGGCUGACCAUGAUUCUAAUGUCAUAGAGUCCAUGUCAUGCCUCUAUAGUUCAACUCUCAGAGUUGAUGACUUGUCCCAUGAUGGAAUUGUGGUGGUGAGCUCCCCAUCUUUGGAGGUAUCCAAGUGGAGCCUAGAUGGCCAGCCACCUGUUCGAUCAAGGCUUCUAGACUGAGUGUGGGAGGUUCUGUGAGGAUGCCCUCCAGUGCCCCUACUGGCACGUAAUUUAUGGUGAGGAGAGAAUAGGUAACCUUGCCUCACCUACUCCCAGUCUCUGGCUGGGUGCUCCUAGGAGCCCCCGCGGUCCUUCAGGGCCCUGGGGAAGAGCCUCAGGGAGCUGAGAGCUCUGGGACUCCCUCUUGAGCCAUAUGGCCACCACCCAGAGCCCAGGGAUUGUGGAUCAAGAGAGUGCAGUGAUUGGGGAGCAGGCUGGGCUCAAAGGCCCAGCCUGUUUCAAUCUGGUAACUGCUCCACGUGCAAGGGUGGGGGAAGGGAAGCAGCAGCUGCCGGGCUCCUCAUGGAGGGUGAAAGAGGCUGUUUACUGACCCGUCACUGGUUCUAAAACCAGCCGCUGAGGUGGGUAUCAUACCCACCUAACCUCGGGAGGCACCAUUGUUGCCGUGCACUGCACUGGGGACAGUGGACAGAGUACCGGGACUGUUGGCUGCCCCCCACCCCCACCCCAUUUGAAGUCCUCGGCGGCUCCCCACUGCCCUCAGAACUUUGCACACUCCUCCGUGGCCUUGGGUCCUGUGGCCUGACUCAGUCUCCAGCUCCUCACCCACGCGCUCCAGCCACCCUGGUCUCCAUGCUGCUCCGUGAACCACCUUUGCACGGUUAUUCCUUCAGCCUGGAACUUUCUAUCUCCCCACCCUCCUCCCCACACACAUUUCCCCAACCCCACUCAUUUCCACUUGCCCUUUCCAUGGCCAGCCUAGAUGUCCUUUCUUCUGGGAAGCCUACCUUGAGGUGCCAUGUUACCCUUCGCCCUAGGGAACCCUGUGCUUCCCAGUUAGUUAGAGGGCACUCUGCUGGUAUGCCCCCCUCUGAAUCUCCAGGGCCCAACUGGGAAGCUGGCAGGGAAUGAGUGCUGGUGAAGCAGGGAAUUCCAAAGGAACCCAGUCCCCUUGCUCCUGCCCUUCCUGCUUCCCUUCCCUGUCCCCUCCUACUGCUGCUCAUCUGUCCAGUCUCCACUCAGGCACCACGUCCCUCGGAAGGCCCCUCUGGGCCCACCUGGCUAGGCAAGGCAGCUCCCACCUGCUCCUACACGUAUUCCUCAAUAGGGGAGCCCUCGUCAAGUUCCCGAACCUCUGUGUGCCUCAGUUUCCACAGGAGGAUAAAAUGGAGGUAAUGAUGGUUGGUGGUGAGGGUUAAUCUAGAUUUAGCACAGUCUCUGGUACAUCAUAAAUAUUCGAUACAUUCCAGUUAUUAGCAUUCGCUCUACGAUGUCAUGGUCUCUUCUGAGACUGCCUGCCCCAGCAGACUGAGCUCCUCCAGGGAAGGGCUGGGUCUGGCUCAGCUCCAGGUCCUCAGAGCCCAGGGCCUGGUCUGGGUGCAGGUUUGUGGAGUGUGUGAUGUUAAGCCAAGGUGCCAUUCUAGACGAGAUUGUUAAAAGGUCAGCUUUGAUGACCAUAAGCACCCAUUGUGGGUUCUAUGAGAGCAAGUCCCCUAGACCAGCUCUGGUCCCCUCACCAGGUUUAGGGGACUACUCCUGGCACUGUGUGUCUGUGUGACGUUGAGACAGUUGGCACCGGAACUUUUGGGAACAGACAGGGACUUUUUGGUGUGACUGUCUCAGGUAGGGCCCUCUCCUGGGUGAAGAGAAUCUGAGAGGGUCCCUGGAGGUGUGAUUCAGGCCUCUUCUUUCAGCCUCCCCUUCCUGGUCAUUUUUAUCAAUGGCUUGGCCAAGGUCGCUGACGGCAUGUGGAUCGGAUUUGCAGAGGACAGGAAGCUGGGAGGAACAGCUAAUGUGUGGGAUGAGGAAGUUAGGACGACGCAGACCCCAGCAGGCUGGGACCACAGGCCAAUUCUGACACGAUAAAACUGAGCACGGACAUAUGUUGGGCCAGACCAGGCUUCCACAACUGGGGAGAGGACAGACUCUGGGGUGGGGGUGGGGGCCGAGCCAUAGCAGCAGCAUGUGGGAAGGGGACUUUGGGGUUGGCUUGCUGCCAGCUUGCUGAGUCAUGUAAGGAAUAGGGCUGCUGAAGGGCCGGUGGGCCCACUGCCUGUGGGGCCAGAAGCCUGGGAGCUUGUCAAGGAGGCCAUGGACCCACCCUGACAUUGAGACCUACUGGGAAAAGGAUGGGAGAGGGAGGUGUGUGUCUUGCAGCGGAGGUAGGUGGUAGUGACAGAGAUGCGGGCCUGGGGAAGUAGCUGAGGGGGCGGGGGCUGUAGAGCGGGGAGCAGAGCAAACCUGGGGAAUGCUGGGAUUGGUAGGGCAAGCCACAGGGAAGGAGAUCUCAGCUCAGCACCAGGUAUAACUUUCUGCCCUGGAAGGGACCACCUUGAGAAGUAGUGAACUCCCAGUCACUGUAAGUGUGCAAGCAAUUGCUAAGGCCACCCGAUAAGUAGAUUCAAACCCUGGUCUACUAGCAUGACAACACCCAUAGUCAAAACAUCCUGGUACUAGGAUGUCUGAGACAGGAAGGAGCCCUGAGCCCCAUGGCCAAGUCCUUGGGCUCUGGCCUUGGCUGAUGCAAUCAGGGAAGCUCCCCCAAGCUGGUCCCGGGAUGCAGCUGCAGGGAGUCCACUAGAAAGGCAGCUGGAAGGAGGCAUCUGGGGGUCCAUGAGAAUCCCUUCAGCCCUUCAAGCAUCACGGCUUGCUUUUUCCCCGGAGCAGAUGACAGGCCCAGCAGCUGACAGCAAGUGCCACGUUAGCACCGAGUUACUCUUCCCAGAUGGCUCUGCCACACCCCCAUCCUCAAGCCAACUCUUUCUAAGACCUGAGGCAGGAUGCCCAGACUCCCAUUUGGCUCAAGUCAGGUCUCAGUACCCCUUACCCAGGGCACACAUUUCUCUACUGCCUCUGCUUGCACACUUCAGAGGGCAGAGAACUCACUACCUUACGUCAGCCCCUCCAUAUGGGCUAGCUAUGCUUAUUAGAAAGUCCUUCCCAGUGCCAGAAUGAAAUCCACAUUCAGGGAAGAGAACUCCCCAUUCUGGGCCCAGCCCUGCCCUCUGGAGCUACACCAAAGCUCUUUGGUUCCACUUUAGAUGUUGUGGGGCUCAGAGUGCAGAGGUAGGAUGGGAAAGGAGGACGGCUGGGUGGAGGGCGGGUACAGAGCCAGGCAUGGGUCUAGCAGGACACUGCUGUCUUGUCAUCCCCAGCUGCCCUCUGAAGGUCCCUCUUUCCCAGCCAGACCCCUGGGCACCAGAACAGUGCUUAAUUGGGGCUCGCAAAUAACAAGCUCACAAAUAAUCUGCAAAUAACAAGCUUGAACGGAAUCGAAAGUAAAAGCUUGGGGAACUAAAGCUCCCUCAGAGCUCACAGUCAACCACUCUCCACCAGGAAGGCUGUGUGCCCAAGUGUAAUAAGGAUCCCGUCCAGGUCCUAACUCCAUGAGAGCUGAACUCCUACUCCUUUCUUUCCCACAAAACAAGGAAUGUCAGGUGUGAGGGAGCCAGAGUGUUCCCACGGAGGACCACCCUGGUCUACAGUUGCAGACUGUCCUCUCUACCAUGAGGAACAACGUCCUUGGGAUGCCUGGUUAUGACCAGUGCCACCAUGCCAUGGUUAGGAGCCCUGCUCCAGAGGAAGGAAAAACCACCCCCUGCCCCAGGGUAGAAGGGAACAUAGGUCUUCUGCUCCUCUCCCUCUGCCAGCUGGGCUCCUGGUGUCUCUCCACCGAGGGCUCAGGCUGGGCUGCCCAAGGGAGGCUUUCUCUAGGUCAAAAGAGACCCUCCAGGGCAGUGGUCUCCACAGAGAAGGGCAGUGGGAGCUUUUCAGAACCUCCCCCACCUCCCUGUACUCUGGUAUGUUCCCAUCUUGCCCCAUGCUGAACACUUGCUCUGGGUGCUGUGGGUCCCAGGAGGGAAUGAGAUGGGCUCGUGGUCCUCAAGGAGCUCCAGCCAGUUGGUGGAGAGGCCUGUGCUGGACAACAUGGAACCCUGGGUCAUGGCUGUGAUUGGGAGAGGCCAGAAGAGGGUCUAGCCUGGCCUGGGAAUCUAGGCUUCCCGGAGGAGGUGGCUGCUGAAUGGAUCCUUGCAGGAUGAAUAGGAAUUCUCUACCUGGACAGGGGAAAGAGCAUGGGAGCCCGUGAUCGGUUGAUAAAACGGGAGGUUUUCAGAGUCACCAGGCUGAAGGUCUGACCCCACCCGCAGCCCACAGCUGGGCCAUGUUCCCCCUCCUGAUGAGUAAGGCGGUCAGCUGACUGGGCAAGAGGGCCAAGGACAGAUCCCAGGGCUCCUCCCAUCAGAGAGGUCAGCAGAGCUUUGCUAAGAGAAGUCGCCCAUGGCGUGAGGGGCAGAGCGAGAGCACAGGCUGCUCUUUCCUCCUGCCUCCCUCCCACUCACUGUGGGUUGGGGAGCCCGGGGCGGCUGCCCCCUGCACACUGGCUCCUGAACCAGACUGCAACGGCUGUGCAGCCCAGGACCGUCUCCAAUAAGUCAGAACGUGGGUGUUUGGGUGUUUUCUGCCAAGCUGGAGUUCCUCAGGAGGCGGGGGAAGGGAGUGUUAGGUUUCUUUGGCCAAACAUGAUUUCCUGAUUCUAAGAAAAAUCAGUUGAAAAUUCUUACAAGAAACAGAAAGGAAAACAACACACACACAGGAAUGCAUAUGCAUGCGCAGACGUACACACCAUACACACAGGUGAAGAUACACACUACACAGUCCCGCACAAACCCACACACGCACUUGGAUUUCUUUGCUGUGAUGUGAAGCUUACAAAACAUUCUGCCAUGUUCAGCAUCAGUGAAUCACAAACACAUGGAUUCAGUUUCCCUUGAAUGAUGGCUGGUUUAAGAAACUGAAGAAUGAGGGGAGAGGAGGGUUUGGCAAAGAACACGUGGAGAAUUAGAGGCCCUUGCUGGAUCCAGAUGUUGGUCCCACCCACCCCUGCUUCCUGGUGUCACUUGUCUGGGGAUGUGUGAAAACAAGGCACAGUUGACUUCCCAAGCUCAGAAGCAAACUCCAGCCCAUUUGGGGCCUUGAUGGGCCACCAAAAAAUAAAAAUAAGAAAGCACCUGCUGGCUAUGGCUUUGUCAGUUGGCUGACGGCAUCGUGUCUCUUUUAUGGCUGAGGCCAAGAAUGUGGUAAAUAACAGACCUUGAGGUAACUCCAGAGUCGUGGGACACAGUGAUGCCCCAAAAGGACAUCCAGCAGCAUCCUAAGUGUCGAGUGAAAGGAAAAGGGUUUCGCAAACUCUGCUCUGGCCCAAGUGGAAGAUGAAAACAAGAUUAUGGAGACGAGGGUGCAGUGUGGACAAUUCUUAUGACAUCACAUUGAAUGAAAAAGAAAAAAAGAAACACAUAGACUUAUUUUUGUGGAAGUAACAGUGACAUCUCUGAGAACUUAAAGGAACAGGAAGUUGCCAGUACCCUUUGGGGUAAACUAUAAAUUAAAAAGCAAAAGGGAUCGAAUAGUGACAGGUGCUAUAACAGAGAAAAUGGGAAAGGAAGGCCCCCAAGGCUCCAAAGAUUGACUUUUCUAGUGGAAGAGGAAUGAUUAGCACGGCUCAGUCCGCAGAGGGGCACAGAGAAGAGAGCGGAGAGCGGCAAAGCGCUCAGGACCCACCCAAGCACCACUCAUGGGAGGCCAGUUCAAGGACAUGACAGUGCUGUGGCAGGUCCUAACCAUCUGACUAUUCCUGCACCAAUGUACCGGGAGGCAGAAUUUUCUAAAUUUUGUCUGAGGCUUCUGUGUUCAUAGGUAGAGAUAGCUCGUUUCCUUGCAACCAAUUUCAUUUUUAGAAAACAAUUUCAAGGGCACCUGGGUGGCUCAGUCAGUUAAGCGUCUGCCUUUGGCUCAGGUCAUCAUUCCGGGGUCCUGGGAUCGAACCCUGCAUCUGGCUUCCUGCUCAGCAGGGAGACUGCUUCUCCCUCUCCCUUUGCUGCUCCCCCUGCUUGUGCUCUCUCUCUCGCUCACUCUCUUUCUCAAAUAAAUAAAUAAAAUCUUAAAAAAAAAAACCAAACAUUUUCAAAUGGCAAAUACAAGGUAAGAAGCACCUUAGUCCAGGGGAAAGGAGAGACUUCUGUGGUUUGAUGGACACACCUUAAGACCUUGAGACCUUAAGAUCUGCAUGCAGAGUUAUGAAAAGUGCCUCAGUUUGCAUGAGAGGCUCAGGGGCCUUCUGGGAGAAAAGAGACUAAGAUCCCACACCCUGCUCCCUGCCGUUUGAAGUUAGGGUCAGGGUAUACUAGGGUACCUAUGACCAAGAUCUGCUGGCGCUAAAAGCCCCCAGGGCUAACCCAACAGGAGGGAAAAGGGAUCAGGGCUCAAUCCCAAGGAGCCAAACUCAGGGCAUGACUGAGGCUGCUUUGAGAACAAUGACCAGGCACUUGGGGGAUCUAGGAGCCAGAGCAGGGACACGCACCUGAAGGGGGCAGGGUGCUGAUGUGAACCAGACCAUGCAGGGCCUGUGUUCGACAGCAACACCAUGUGGAAGGAACCAGAGCAACAGGGCUAGUGGCAAGAUCAAAUCCUCCAGUUCCAGCUACCUGGCUGGAAGCUUCCCCUAAAGGAAAUAAGCUGACUUUGGCCACUGGGGUAUAAACCUCAAGAGGAAGACAUUAGGCUCCCUGCUGUACAGAGGAGCAGGCCCUUAUUCGGCACAUUCAGUUCUGAAGUCAGUACGGAGGACAAAAGCCAAGGAGAAUUAAAUUUGCCCUGGAGAUCCCUUAAGUUGCCCAUAAAGUUGAGGAGGUAUAAUUCCAUGUAAGUUCACUCAAGACGGUUUUCUUGGGAAAUGGGCUGCUGUUUCUUUUUUUUUUUUUUAAUUUUUUUUAUUGUUAUGUUAUGGGCUGCUGUUUGUUUAGGUGAACACCAGCUGAUCACAACUGCUUCAGGGAAAUGCUCACGCUUUGAGAGGCACGUGGGAACUGAGACUGGCUUAGGGUGAAGCGCACCCACCUCUCGCAUGGUACGCUCAUCAGGAGCACAGCUCUCUGAAUGGGGGCAGCCUCCUGCCUCCUUUAAACUCUUUUUCUCGGUUUCCCACAGCAUAUGUCAUUGAAUUUGCUUAAGUUAAAUGCAUAUAUGAUGGGACUCCACCAGGUUGACCCAGAAAUUAACUCAAAUGGCAGACCCGGCGUCACACUGGCCAUACAAUUAAAAAACUAGAUCGUCCUGCCAGCAAACAUUGACCCAGUGGGUUCCCCGAGUGGCGAGCCUACAGGGAGAAAUGCUCCGGCCAGAGACUGCAUGCACCUGACCUCCUUGGCAACUGAGGUUAUCUCUGUGAAUGAAUACAUCGGCAUUUCGUGUAUUUUGUUGCCUCUUGCCAGCAUCGGAGGACUGGUCUCACCAGCUCCGGGGCUCAGAUGAGGAUGAGCUUCUGAACCAGUCAGCCAAGGACCACACCCUGAGCCUGGUGAUUCACUACUAAAAAAGUUAAAGCAACCAUUUAUAGGGGAAAAGAUCACAGUGGCAGAAUUAGGAUUCUGGGAUGAUAGGAGGAUCUUUUUUUCUGGAUUCUCUAAAGGGUUUAUAAUUAUAGAAUUUUUUAAAAUACAAAAACAUCUUUAAAAGGCAACUCUGAAUCAUCCUCCAAGGGUCAGUUCAAAUGUCGGUCAUGAACCGUCCCUGAAUUCUGCCUCAGCUGCCCUUCCACUGCUCUUUACUCAUGUAAUAUGCAUUUAUUAGGCACCUACUGUAGAGCAGGCCCUGCGAUGUUCCUGUAAAAGAGAUAGAGGAAUUCAUAUUCUUCAGAAUUUUUUAUGAUAAGAGAGUUGUCCUUGUUUAGAAGAAAUUCCUUGAUGAGCCACGUGGACCAGAAGCUGAGCAGCGCCUCCACACCCCCCCCACCCCGCCCCACAGGAACGGGGCAGGAGUGGAGGUGACUUUUGAAAGACAAGGAGGACAGGAUUUCUGGCUGGUCUUAAAAUAGUGGUAAAGAGAAGGAAGGUGGGGAGAGAGAAGGAAAGAGGUGGAUACACCCUAUGUUGACCCCCAGUGAUCCACACCCUUGGAUAAUCUCCCUCCCUAAGUGUAGAUGGGGUCUGUGACUUGCUUCUAACUAAUAGGAUAUGGCAAAGGUGAUGGGAUGUCACUCCCAUGAUUGUGUUAUAUAAGCCUGUCUCAGAAGUCUGAGGGAUCCUUCUCUUGGCCCUGAUGAAGCCAAAAGCCAUGUUGGGAGUCGCCUUUGGAGGGAGCCAGAAGUCAGGGAACCGCUGAUAGCCUCUAGGACCUGAGGGUGGCCUUCAGCUGGUAGCUGUUAAGAAGCUGGGCCCUCAGACAUACAGCCACAAGGAAAUGACUUCUGCCAACGACCCAGAUGAGCUUGGAAAUAGAUGUUUCCCUGGCCAAGCCUUCAGAUGAGAACACAGCUAAGCGUACGCUUCGACUGCAGCCUCAUGAGACCCCGAGCAGAGGAUCCAACUAAGCUAUGCCUGGGCUUCUGACCCAUGGAAAGAGGUAGAUAAUUAAUGGCUAAGUUUGUGGUAAUUUGUUCCAGAGUAAUAGAUAACUAAUAUACAGAGAGGGAGGGAACCCAGAGAUGGCUGAAGGGCUUACACUCCUUAAUAUAAUCCGUCCCUGUGAUCUUGACUCCCAGCUGUCAGUGAAAUUGCUAAAUUUGUGUGCUGUUUGAAGCAAGGGAUCUGCGUGUGAACGGAAGACUGGCACAGGCUGUCUGUCCCCUGACCAGUUGCAGGAAUGUGAGGGCAGAGGAAAGCAAGAGGCACGAAGAAUUCCUGGAGGGUGAGGUGACGGCGACAGCCAUGGCACACGGACUGGCUCUGGGCAAGGGCAACACGUGUGUGUCACGUGGACAUGCAUGGUACCUAGUCCGUGCGCCUGCGAAGGCUGCCCCGAACACGGGCGUGCAGGUCUGCAUCCGUGUUCCCAAGUGAGCCUGAGCCCAGAGAGGCUUCCCAGAGGAAGUGACGAGUAAGCAGUGGGUGGAAGAGGUCACCCAAAGGGGUUGCCUGCAGACAGCAGAACCGAGGUGGAGGGUUUCAUGAAACACCUCUGGGCCUUGGAGAAACCUGGUGAAGCUCUCAUGAGUCAGAAAAAAACAGGCGACAUUCAUCAUAUAUCAGGAGCUUUGCUGCUUGCUCCAAGGACAUUAUCUUAUUUCAUUCUCAGAAGGGAGGUGGGUGUUUUUCCCAUUUUACAGGGAAGGUCACUAAGGCUCAGAAGCUGAGAGACUUGAUUAGGUUCACACCUCCAGUGCAUGACUCCAAAGGCCCAGCUCCUCCCCUGGAGUCUCCUGCAGAUUCUCAGCCAAGCCGGCCAGUACCUAGGGCUCCCCACCCUCACUGAAUCAUGAAGCUACAACUGGCCAAUGGGAGGAUGCACUCAGCUGAGGGGGCUCAGGCUAGGUGCUGGCUUGGAGUGGAUUCUAGAGAAAAGAGGCCCAAGAACGGGAAGAUGCAGGACUAUGGACUGAGGGGGUUUUUUUGUUUUGCUUAACCAUUCAAACACUUGUGGAACUUUUAAA
Molecule: messenger RNA, 20474 nt
Organism: Mirounga angustirostris (Northern elephant seal)
Lineage: Eukaryota; Metazoa; Chordata; Mammalia; Carnivora; Phocidae
Gene: PODN
Product: podocan
Exons: 11
Coding region: 165-2012 (615 amino acids)
Molecular function (GO): protein binding
Source: RefSeq, a predicted model, not a curated record